CGGCCCUAUAUAAACUGUGGCCAGGAAAAGAGGCCCGAGAAGGGUUAAAAUAGUCCCCUAGAGCGCCAGCGCCAUAAUCAGCUCUGCAGCUAAGGGGCGAAAGCAGAGGCAGUAGCCAGCCGCACAGCCUCUCCCAGCCUCUCCUGCUUUAUCGCAGCCACCGGUACCCACCCCGACGGGACGGGGCUGUAGCGGAUGGCGCGGCGUUAGAUUCCACUGGGGAGGCUAGGCUCAACGCAGGGCCGCUGGGGGGCCAGGGAGCCGCGCCCGCUUCACCAUGAACCUAGUGGGCAGCUACCCCCAUCCACACCCCCACCAUCACCCCCCUCACCCCCAUCCCAUGCUGCACGAACCCUUCCUUUUCGCUCCUGCCUCUCGGUGCCAUCAAGAACGGCCUUAUUUCCAGAGCUGGGUGCUGAGCCCCGGAGACGUAGCCCCAGAUUUUCCUGGGAGGCGACCGCCGCCCGCUGCCUACAGUCCGGAUGCUGCCGGAACCGCGGGGCCAGCGCAGAGCCCUGGCAGACUGGAGGCGCUGGGUGGCCGCUUGGGCAGGAGGAAAGGCGCGGGCCCCAAGAAGGAACGGCGGCGCACGGAGAGCAUUAACAGCGCCUUCGCGGAACUGCGCGAGUGCAUCCCCAAUGUGCCGGCCGACACCAAGCUCUCCAAGAUCAAGACCCUCCGCCUGGCCACUAGCUACAUCGCCUACCUCAUGGACGUGCUGGCCAAGGACGCACAGGCCGGGGAUCCCGAAGGUUUCAAGGCGGAGCUCAAGAAGGUGGACAGCGGCCGCGAAAGCAAGCGUAAGAGGGAGACGCCCAACGAAGGAUAUCCUCAUCCUCUUGGACCCGGAGAGAAAAAGAUUAAAGGGCGGACAGGCUGGCCACAGCAAGUCUGGGCUUUGGAGCUCAACCAGUGAGAAGCAGCCUCGGAAAGGGAACCGAGCACUCAGAAAAUCCGCCGGGCGCCAUCGGAGUUCGAGGCAAGACUACUAUUUCUGGCUGUCCAUUAUUUUCUCAUUCUAUUAUGGAUAUCUUAAGUACUCCUGAGAGUUGUCAGCAGCAAAACUGGUCAAGUGCAAUGCCCUUUGAAAUUGUUUUUUAAUUCGUUAAGAGAAAGAAAGAAAAAUAUAUUAUAUAUAUUAUAUAAAAAUGUAUCCAAGCAAACGGAAUGGGGAGCCGGUAUUGACAGGCACACGAGAGGCAAAUCGGACCAACCUUGCUGGCCCUCAUUUCCAACCUUCAACUUACCUUUUCCGUCCUAGAUUGGAAAUCUGAUUUUGCUCUCCUCUGCCUCCUUUUACCCAUUAUUUUGCAAUAUCUCGAAGUCAUUCUCUGCACAGCUUCCUCCUUGCCCGGGACUCCGGUGACCAUGCAUUUCCACGGGAAAGGAGAGCCUAGUUGGUCUGGGAAUUAUUCUUUUAAACAAGUGUUGGUUUGGCACCCACACUUCCUGCCUAAUGCCUAAUAAUUCCUAGUUCCUAGGGAUAACCUCUUAUUCUUUGUAAAUAAAAAUGUUGUUCCCGGCACUGAAGUUUUUAUAUAUUUAAACUACCUAAUUCUGCCUGCCCAGGCUCAGGUUUUUUUUUUUUGUUGUUGUUUUUUGGUUUUUGGUAAAUCUUGCUCAUCCUUUACUGGUUGUGUUUUGUUUUUGUUUUUGCUACCUCAAAGCUGUGUGACCAUUCGCUUGGGAGAAGGUUCACCAAAGCUGCCCUUUUAUUCUCUUGACCUCAAAACAUUUCCAUGGAAGGCAUUUAUGCAUAAGGUCGGGGAGGCCAGCUUUCUUACUUUUCCAUUUAGAGGGCAAUCUGAAUCUCUCUUUCCCUUCCUUAUUCAAGGAAAGGAAAAAAAAUGAAAAAUAUGUUUAGAACCACCAAGAAAAAUUCCCUAAAAAACUUUUUGAGUUGAAUUGAUGAAGAUCAAUUCUUUGAAAUAAAAUCAGUCCAGUUAGACAGUUUGGGGGAAAGAGAGGGGCUCUCUAGGACACCCUGCUAUUGAAGGUUUGGAAAGUAAAGCUUUGAUCAAAAUGGCCCUCAAGACCACUAAGAAGAAAAACUAGGCACCAUUGGGUCCUGGGAAUUUCUGCAGCAUACCAGCACUAUAAUAUAUGUACAUGUGUAUAUGGCUAAUGUAUGUAUGCUAGCAUAUAUAUGGUUUUACAAUACUGAUCAACUUGAUGGGAGGAACAAGCACAUAAUAAAACAAUCUCUAAUUGGUGGGGGAAUGGGAAAUCGAAUAGAUGUAUAUUAUUUUGUUCUGUAUACAUGUAAAUGUAUAUACACACCUGUGGGUAAA
This is a messenger RNA of Monodelphis domestica (gray short-tailed opossum), 2291 nucleotides long. It is a transcript of the gene HAND1, whose product is annotated as heart and neural crest derivatives expressed 1. The record is from RefSeq and is a predicted model, not a curated record. Gene Ontology annotation, molecular function: protein dimerization activity; DNA-binding transcription factor activity, RNA polymerase II-specific; RNA polymerase II transcription regulatory region sequence-specific DNA binding. NCBI's taxonomy places the organism in Eukaryota, Metazoa, Chordata, Mammalia, Didelphimorphia, Didelphidae. Gene Ontology annotation, biological process: heart development; regulation of transcription by RNA polymerase II.